Molecule: messenger RNA, 3024 nt
Organism: Physcomitrium patens
Lineage: Eukaryota; Viridiplantae; Streptophyta; Bryopsida; Funariales; Funariaceae
Product: cytochrome P450 782C2b
Molecular function (GO): iron ion binding; heme binding; monooxygenase activity
Source: RefSeq, a predicted model, not a curated record
GGGGUUACUAAGUUUUGAGUGUGGGAAGCGAGCAAACGACACUCAAGCUCCCGAGAAGUUCCAUGAAAUAAGUUCAACCAAACCCUAAUUCUUGUACCGAGUUUUGUCGCUCAUUGGCAUCAGUCGGAGGCGAGGAAAUGCCAAAUAAAUCUAUUGUAAUGGGAAGCUGAUCGAAAUCAAAGUUGGGUGGGUGUCCCGGACAUCUGUUGAGUAGCAGCAAUUGUGCUCGGUUCGCCACCGGAGGACCAAGUCAAGCCACUGCGCGCAGUGCGAGCUCGCCGCAUGGCUCAGGAAGUGUCCAAACAAACCUUCACAGCCAUGUGUCGUCGAUUGACUGAUUUCGUGCCGUUAUGAACCAGCUGGGCUUUCGAAACCCGGAUGAAUUAUCGGAGGAAUGCCUUCGGAUCGAAGCCUUCGAGCCUCACAAGCUCUUGCCGAGUCGCGUGCAGUGCCAACAACCGCCAUUGUAGCAUCCGAAUCCUGCAAGCGCGAUGCAUUUGUAGUUGCGUUUGUGUUGGAAAGUUGCUUUUUCGAUCGUUUCGUGCGUGAUGGUUUUGCAGAUUGUGCAGCGAGACCUCGCCGAAAGUGAUUCAUCCGCAAGUGGGCAGCGACGUGGCGGGGGUUAGAAUAGAGCGCCAGGCUUGGAGGAUUGCUUGUCAUGCUGUGUUUAUGAUUCUCGUUGACGAGGACCUGGUGUGAGCAUCUGGUGUGCGUCGGCUUUGGAAGUGCCUUUAAUUUGGAGCGCUGAGAGGAGGAAAUUUUACUGUAGAGGGGUGUAGGCAUGGCUCAUCUGCACACCCGGCUCUCGGAAGAGGCCGAAGCAUGGAUUGCAACGGGUGUGGAUAGUUUCAGCAGGUGGCAGGAGUACGCGGCGGGAUUUGGGCGGGCGACGUACAUUGUGGCAGCGUUGGGGUUCUUUGCAGUGGUCAUUUUGGAGCUUCACAACAGUAGGAAACGGAGGCUGUCGAAGCUGCCUCCGGGGCCAUUUCAAUGGCCGUAUUUAGGGAGCCUUCCGAAUCUUCUCCUCACUGUAGGCGUAACGUCAUCGUUCAGAUUGCGGGAGAAGGUUAGCGAGCUCGGAAGGAAUCAUGGGCCGCUGAUGUUCUUGCAGAUCGCGGAUACGCAAAUUUUGAUUGUGUCAAGUGGGACAGCUGCGAAAGAGGUGCUAAUUGCGCGAGAUGAGGAAUUUAACUUCCGACCGCAAUGCGCAGUAGGAAAGUACUUGGGUUUCGGUUCUUCGGACAUAGCGUUUGCUGAGGGCAGGCACCAUUGGUACUUGCGCAAGCUCUGCGACACCCGCCUCUUCUCCGCAGACAGUUUUGUCUCGUAUGGGCAUAUUCCAAGAGCUGAAGCUCUGAAGAUGCUGCACUCCGUUUGGGAGGCUUCCAAGAAAGGGAAUGGCAUUUCCGUUCGAGAGACGGUGACGGCCUUUGUUCGCAACAGCUUGUGUGGGAUGUUGCUGGGUUCUGCACAUCUGGAUAUCGAGAAUGUCAGCCUACAAUUCACAGAGAAGACUUUGAUCACGUUGCUGGAUGAAACCAUUUGCGUGGUGGGGGAGAUAACACUGAGUGACCUCGCCCCUGGUCUGAAGCGGGUGGAUUUUCACGGCCGAACACGGAAGUUGAAGGAGCUCCACGAGCGGUGGGAGAAAUACCUCCGAGUGAUCCUGGAAGACCGCUCCCAUCGCUUGGAGAAGAGUGCUAAACCCGAGGCUCUAGUAGACGUGUUACUUUCACUGGACGAUGCAGACAUGAAACUCUCGAAUGAAGCCAUUAUGGGCGUCCUUUUGGAUACAUUGGUUGGGGGGGUAUACUCGACCAGUGCCACGAUAGAAUGGGCCCUGGCAGAACUCGUUCGUCACCCUGGAGUGCUUGAGAAAGUUCAAUUGGAAAUGUCCGAGGUUGUAGGCCCUUAUCACAUUGUGGAAGACGCCGAAAUUUCUCAGCUUCCUUACUUCCAGGCCACUGUGAAAGAAACCCUCCGACUCCACCCGGUGGUCCCCAUGUCACUCCCUCACAUGAACAAGGUGGCAACUUCCAUCUCUCGCUACCAAAUUCCUGCAAACACAUCUGUGGUAAUUGACUACAAAGCCAUUGCGCGCGACCCUGCGGCGUGGCACAAACCGCUCCGCUUCGACCCGAGCCGGUUCCUUCACACCAGCGCGGCAUCACAGAUUGACAACAUUUUCAAAUUCUUACCCUUCGGAUAUGGCCGCCGCGGCUGCCCGGGAGCCAAUUUCGCAGCUGUGUUGCUUCAACUGGCGUUGGCCCACCUCAUUCAAGCCUUCGACUGGGCCCCAACUAAAGGGCAACUUCCACACGAUAUCGACGUCAAGGAGUCCCCGGGGCUCGUCUGUUUCAGGUUCUCACCUUUGGUUCUGAGCUCCACUCCACGCCUGGCCAAUUCUCUGUAUCAGGUCUCUCCCUAGUGUCCGAUUUUCACCAUCGUUCCCUUCUGGAGGACAGGAGUCUGUAGUGUAAUCUCUUUCAGAAUGUGUUCGUGCCUUGCGUCUAGCCUCCGCCGUCAUAUCCACAGAAUUCACAGAAGAAGCUCAGUCUCUUAACCUUAGUGGAGCCCCACUAUUCUGAUAGUCUGUUGCGACACGAGCAUCUGUGUGGUUCGUUGGAAAAGCUGACGCAUCGCUCCUCAUGAAUCCCUCGCAAUCUCACGCAAAUUUCACGCGCUGCACGCCGCGAUCCUUCGCUAGCUUCUCCGUUCGAAUGAAAAAAGUAUUCAUCCUCCUGUUCUCGCAGAUGAGACAUAUAAUUUUCUGUUAUGUAUUACGUGCAUGAAAAGCCUACAUGUAUUAAAAGUUUAGUGUACAUGAAUUGAUUCACCAAAAAGAAAACAACAUUUACUCUAGAGGAUUCUCUCCAUCUACGAAUAGUUGUAGGUAUCCAUAAUAGACAUCAAUUUUCUUAGUUUAACUUUAAUAUAAUACUUGUUAACAUUCUGUAUCAUGAUCGUCUAAAGCAGUAGGUGUCAUUGUGAGGUUUUCACAAUGACACCAAAUGGUUAUCACAA